ACGCCUCGCCAUUUUUCUGUCGUCUUCCCGUGGAUAAGGCCAGCCAUUUUCGUCCCAAGAAAGGCAUUGCGGCACGCGACCGGCGUGGAGUAAUUCGAUCCGGCAAGUAAAAGGAAAGAAAAGAAAAGGGGUGUAAAGACCGGCCGCGUUACCCACAGAAUCUACGGCAGAAGGAAGGCGAGACAGCGACGCAACCUGAGUUGGAAGGUUUGGCCUUUUCCUUGGAAAGGGACGGGGCCGCGGCGAACCGGGACGGCAAGAACACGGUGGCCAGUUCUUGGCAGGCGGAGAGAGAUAUUAUCCUAUCACCUACCCGGGCCUAUAAGAAGACCGGGGGUGGGAGGAGGAGAGCUCCCUCUCUCUCCACCCACAAGUUCUUCUCUUUGGUUCUGUCUGCUCCGGUGAUUCGUUCAGGGUUUUGGUGUUGAGUUGAGGACGAUUUGGGGUUUCGGAAAGGUGAGUGAAACAAAUGGGGAUUGGGAAUGGAUCAGCGAGUGAUGUGCAGUACGCAUCACACAAAGCAAUGCAAGAUGAGACUGUGCCACUUCUCCCAAUCAAGACGGAAGAGGAGGACACCAUCCAUGAGUUCAAUGGAGCCUCUUUCUCUGGUGCGGUGUUCAAUCUGUCAACAACCAUUGUAGGGGCUGGAAUCAUGGCUCUGCCAGCAAGUAUCAAGAUGCUAGGCCUUAUCCCUGGUAUUCUGAUGAUCAUCCUUGUGGCGUUGCUCACUGAGGCAUCCAUUGACAUGCUGGUCAGGUGCAGCCACCAGGGCAAGAUUACAUCCUACGGGUGGCUGAUGGGUGACACUUUUGGACUAUGGGGGAGGAUUGCGCUGCAAGCAUCUGUGGUGAUAAACAACAUUGGCGUGUUGAUAGUAUACAUGAUUAUAAUCGGCGACGUCCUAUCAGGAACAUCAACAACAGGUGUUCACCACAGUGGCAUCUUUGAGGGGUGGUUUGGACCUCAUGUAUGGAAUUCUCGUCCCGUUGUUCUCCUUGCUACAACUCUUCUUGUGUUUGCUCCAUUGGUGAGCUUUAAGCGUUUGGAUUCGUUGAGAUACACAUCUGCGCUAUCAGUUGCUCUUGCUGUGGUAUUUGUUGUCAUCACUGCUGGAGUUGCUAUUGUCAGACUCAUUGAAGGAUCUGUGGAGAUACCCAAACUCUUUCCUGAGAUAGAUGGAAUUAAUUCUGUCUUGAAAUUGUUCACGGCUGUGCCUGUACUUGUUACUGCCUAUAUUUGCCACUACAAUGUUCACAGCAUCGACAAUGAGCUGGAGGACAGAACUCAGAUUAAACCCAUUGUGCAAACCUCACUGGGACUAUGCUCGAGUGUUUACAUUGCAACGAGCUUCUUCGCAUAUCUCCUCUUUGGUGAGGCAACCCUGGCCGAUGUGCUCGCCAAUUUUGACUCCGACCUUCGCAUUCCGUUCAGCUCUGUCUUCAAUGACAUAGUGAGAGUGAGCUAUGUGGUCCAUGUCAUGCUCGUCUUUCCUAUAGUCUUCUUUGCCCUUAGACUUAACUUGGAUGGUCUGCUCUUCCCCACCUCAAGGCACAUUUCUCGUGACAACCGAAGGUUCACCAUUAUAACUGUCUCACUCAUCGCUGUGAUUUAUUUUGCUGCCAUCUUCGUACCGAGCAUCUGGGAUGCAUUCCAAUUCACUGGGGCCACAGCUGCUGUGCUUAUUGGUUUCAUCUUUCCUGCCAUGAUUAUACUCAGGGAUCCUUAUGGCGUAUCAACCAAGCGCGACAAGGUUUUGGCUGUAACCAUGAUUGUGCUUGCUGUGGUCUCGAAUUCUGUGGCCAUAUACAGCGAUGCGCUUAACAUCUUUUACAGGAAAGAGGAAGCCUAGAGUCCGUACCUCAAGGGAAAGAACUUGUAUGUACAGUUAAGAGUGAUUAUUACGCAGCGACCCAAUAUGAUUUCAUGGAGGCCAGUAAUUUUUGUUUUGGUCACUUGAAAGGAUUUGGUUUGCUGCAUUCGUCUGUUUGCUCAGCAUAAGCUGGUUCAACACCUAGAUGAGCCGUUUGUGAUAUGAUCGCCCGUGAUUGUAUCCAUGGCAGAAAGAAAACUUUUUUUGUUUGCUGUAGUUGUUUAUUCGGUCAUCUUGAAACGUAUGGCCUGAAAAGUAUGUGUAUAAACUAGAAACAAUAAUGCAACUGUUGUAACUUGUACUCC
Phragmites australis (common reed) is the source of this 2175-nucleotide messenger RNA. RefSeq names its product amino acid transporter AVT6A-like. The transcript has 6 exons. Bases 470 to 1849 code for a protein of 459 amino acids. The record is from RefSeq and is a predicted model, not a curated record. Gene Ontology annotation, molecular function: amino acid transmembrane transporter activity. NCBI's taxonomy places the organism in Eukaryota, Viridiplantae, Streptophyta, Magnoliopsida, Poales, Poaceae. Gene Ontology annotation, biological process: amino acid transmembrane transport.